This is a messenger RNA of Xyrichtys novacula (pearly razorfish), 2939 nucleotides long. The record is from the annotation of a GenBank genome assembly. Lineage: Eukaryota; Metazoa; Chordata; Actinopteri; Labriformes; Labridae.
AUGGGGACCCAGAGCAGUCCUGUCAAGAGUUACGAUUACCUCCUGAAAUUUCUUCUGGUGGGGGACAGCGAUGUGGGAAAGGGGGAGAUCUUAGAAAGUCUGCAAGACGGAUCAGUAGAGUCCCCCUACGCCUACAGCAGUGGUGAGUCUAUGUGUGCUUCUGCUCAGAAUUAAAGUUCAAGUCAAAGUUGGAUGAACCGGAAAGUCCUGUUUUUACUCAAUAUUUUCUUCAUGAUUUUCUCAGGGAUUGAUUAUAAGACGACUACAAUUCUACUGGAUGGUAGAAGAGUCAAAUUAGAGUUAUGGUAAGUCCCUUCGUGUAAUUAAUAGGACUUUUGUCUGUAUGUGAACUAUAAAAGCAGUGAAAAAAAAAACUUAUUAAGACCUUAAGACCUCCUGCUUAUGUGUUACAGGGACACAUCGGGACAGGGCAGAUUUUGCACCAUCUUCAGGUCGUACUCUCGUGGAGCACAGGUGAGGGAUACAGAAAUCUUAAAGCCACAAAUAAUGCUCAGAACAGAACCUAUUUUCAUCAACAGUACAUAUAGCGUCACAACCACAGCACUAGCCACCAAACAUCUUUUUAGCUUUGCCUAAUUUCUUUAGCAAAGAGACAAAACACAACUCACCUACUCUCUUCCAGCAGCCCCUUGUUUGUAGUGAGACCUCAGGCCAGUCCAUUAUGGACUGCUGCGGGGUGACGCAGCUCAAGGAGGAACAUUUAUGUUCAUUUUUUCAUGGAAAUGCAAUCAGACCGAGACACUAAGGCAGAAGAACUUCUGCGUCUUCAGUGCAAAAUGAUUAAUUACUUUACAUUUACUUCAAGGAAAUGAUACAGUAAUGAUCAUAAAUGUUCUUCCUUGAGCUGCGUCACCCUGCAGCAGUCCGUAAUGGACUGGCCUGAGGUCGCGCUACAAAGAAGCGGCUGCUGAAAGAGAAUAGGUGAGUUGUGUUUUGUCUCUUUGCUAAAGAAAUCAGGCAAAUCUAAAAAGAUGUUUGGUGGCCAGUGCUAUGGCUGGGACCCUAUAUGUACUGUUGAUGAGGUUAGGUGCUGUUCUGAGCAUUAUUUGUGGCUAUAGAGUGGCGUUUUAGUUGAGGUUUGGUUAUGGCUCCUCAGACCGCUGUGUAUUGCUAUCCUGCGGUUGUUACUAAAGUUGGUAAAACUAGAGAAGCAAGCGGUCAGCAACAUUCAUCUCUCGAGUCGGGGGGCCAACUCAGUGUUAUGGUGUGUUUGACCCCAUAUUGAUUUUACACCAGAAUAUCCCUUUAAUUCUGUAUCUGCACUGUUUUACUUUUAUGUCACAGGGCAUCUUGCUUGUCUACGACAUCACGAAUGGUUGGUCGUUUGAUGGUAUUAACCGCUGGAUUCGGGAAAUUGAUGAGGUAAUCAUAUUUCCAUCUCCAUGAGAACUCCCAUGACACUGUCUGUGAUAUAGUGCAAUUAUCACAUAGGGUUGCUAUAUUUGCAGCAUGUUUUCAAGCAACGUUACUUUUUAUUUUCCUAUCAGCAUGCUCCUGGUGUUCCCAGAAUCCUUGUGGGCAACCGGCUUCACCUUGCUUUCAAGAGGCAAGUUCCCACUGAGCAGGCGAGGGCUUAUGCAGAAAAGAACAGCAUGACUUUCUUUGAGGUCAGCCCACUGUGCAACUUCAAUGUCAUUGAGUCCUUCACAGAACUGUCCCGCAUCGUGCUGAUGAGGCAUGGGAUGGAGAAAUUCUGGAAGCCUAACAGGGGUGAGUUGAUCUAAGCUUUUUCAUAUAAUGCUGUCACGAAAGGAACGCAUGUGUUUGACUAUUAAAGGGGAAAGGUCUGUGGUUACGUUGAUAAAGAAUCAUAAAUUCCUGUUUUGAUUAAAUCCAUGACCAUGAUACCCAGACCUCCAUCUUACAGGUAAAAUUUACAUGCUGAGUGAGAAACAAUGGAUUGUUUAUGCUGGAUGAUUUCUACAUUUAUUUCAACAAGUAUGAUUUUUUAGGGGUAUUAAAAGCCAGCAUAAAUAAAUACAUUUUUAAUCGAGAUUUGAAAAGGCCCAGGUUGGAAAUAUGUCUAAUUUCAGUGAGGAGCUUAUUCCAGAGCCUGGGACCAACAACUGAAAGGCUUGGUCACCAGAGUGUUUGUGUUUUUAUCUGGGCACCUCCAGCAGGAGUUGGUUUUAUGAUCUCAGAGCUCUACCCGGCUCCUGAGUGGUCAAAAACUCAGUUAAAUAGAUGGGAGCGAGGACAUUAAGAGCUUUAUAAACAAACAUUAAAAGUUUAAACUCAAACUAAAAUGGUUUAGUUUUUGACUGUCAUGAAUUGCCUUGCACAUUGAAACAGUUACUUGUUGGCUGUUUUCAGUGGUAUCUGUAAAGUUUGUUAAAAUAAGGACACAUAUUACCUAAGUGUAAUUAAAAAAUAUACACCACAUUCACUAACAAUAUUUUGUGACUAAAUCAGCAAAUCAGUUUUAUACUCUUUCUGUGAGUUCAAAACAAAGUUCCGCUUUAGGUGCAGCCCUUCUCAGUGUCUGUUUCAAUACCUGCUACCCUGUUUGUUUUUUGAAAUUUGACUGAACCACAUGAAUUGCAUCAGUAUAUGUGAGUACCUGUCUUGAAUCUUGAUCUAAGCUUUAAGAGUUUUUUUAUAUUCUGUGUGUUCUGUCUACAGUCUUCAGCCUCCAGGAUCUGUGCUGCCGCUCGAUUGUCUCCUGCACACCUGUGCACCUUAUUGACAAACUGCCCCUCCCUGUUGCCAUAAAGUCCCAUCUCAAGUCUUUCUCCAUGGCCAAUGGUAUGAAUGCAGUCAUGAUGCAUGGACGCUCCUAUUCAGUGGCCAACAGCUCGGCCUCAGGUGGUGGCAGUGGAAGCAAAGCAAACAGCCUGAAACGAUCAAAGUCCUUCAGGCCUCCUCAGAGUCCACCAAAGAACUCAUCUUCCUCUACUGGGAACUGUAAGAUUUCAUAG